Messenger RNA from Drosophila willistoni, 1064 nucleotides. RefSeq lists its product as uncharacterized. The transcript has 2 exons. Lineage: Eukaryota; Metazoa; Arthropoda; Insecta; Diptera; Drosophilidae. The record is from RefSeq and is a predicted model, not a curated record. The coding region runs from base 198 to 959 and encodes 253 amino acids.
UUGUCACUUACACAAAUUAUAUAGAAAUUGUUGUAAUUCUCCAUAGACUUUUUUCACAUAUUAUUCACACACAUUAACAGUUAUAUACAAAAACCAGUUACUCCUCCUCCCCCGAUUCACCGCCAAUAUUUCAUUUUUUUUACCAUAAUCAUCUGCAUAACAAAAUUAACGUUUAUACAAAAAACAAAACAAAAAAAAUGGCAAACGAUUCACCCACUCUCCGACAAUUGGCCUAUCUGGAUGAACUUAAGAUGCGGCUAGAUAAUUUACGUGAUCGUCAGAUGGACUUCAUCGCCCAAACGGCCAAAAUUCUGGAAAGCAUGAGUUCAUCUGGAUUAGUAGACAACCCGGAAAUUGAUGUGCCAGCAGCCGCAGUUGUCGUUGCUGCCGCUGCUGUUGCAUCACCCACAGCCCCAAAGGACACAAACUGUGUGAAGAAAGACGAAUCGACCAAUGGUUGUAAAAUCAAAGAUCUUGUUCAACGAUUCGAGGAUUUGCGUAAAACUUCGGAACAAUUCACUGAUCUACCUGUGCCCCAGGAACUAGUUGGUGUCGAUGUACGCAGACUACUCACGGGCUAUGAGAAACUCAUUGAGGAUGGCAACGUGUUGCAACAGUCGUGGUAUUUACUUAAGAAAUCUACAGAAAGUUGUGCACGUCACACCCGCAAAGAAGAACUCCCAUCGACUUCAGAAAUUUCUUUAUCCCCAGACUUGCAAAUAUAUCCACAUGGUCAAAAUUCAGAAAAGAGUAUAUCCAACAAUGCGAAGACUAAAAGCAGAAAAAAAAUAUCCAAAAACAGCGAUGACUUAACUAAUUGGAGUUACAGUAAACAGAAAUAUGGUCGAACUGAUCAUGCUCGUUGGGGGCCGCUACUCCAAUUGCUAAUGCGUCUCAAUCCAUUGCAUCGCUGCCAGAGAGUCAAGAGUCGUAGUGCCAGACAAAAAAAAUUUGUUUAGAACAGAACAGAAAUCUAUAGCCAAAAUGUAAAACAGAUAUAAUUUAAAAAUAAAUAAAGUGAAACACUUAAGUAUACAUAAAUCAAUAGCCAAGCCAACACAUCA